UCUUAUUUGUUCCUAAGAAGGGAGGUCCAUUAAGGAUGUGCAUUGACUAUAGGGGCCUCAAUGCCAUCACCGUAAAGAACGCGAAGCCCCUACCCCGCAUUGACGACCUCUUGGGUAGAGUGCAGGGAUGUCGGUACUUCACAAAGAUAGAUCUGAAGUCCGGAUACCAUCAAAUUGCCGUUAGGCCUGAGGACCAACACAAAACCGCAUUUCAGACCAGGUACGGUCUGUACGAGUUUGUGGUGAUGCCUUUUGGCCUAUGCAAUGCGCCUGGUACGUUCCAGCACGCGAUGAAUAGGAUCUUUCAUGACUACUUGGACAAGUUUAUCGUCGUGUACCUCGACGAUAUUCUCAUCUUCAGUAGGACUGUAGAGGAGCACGCUGAGCACUUGAAAAUAGUGCUAGGUCUCCCAAGACAGCACCAGUACAAGGUAAACUUGGAUAAAUGCGAGUUUGGUCGCGCCAAGAUCUUGUACUUGGGUCAUGAAAUUUCAGCAGAUGGAUUGAGGCCGGAAGAUGCGAAAGUGGCCAGCAUACGUGACUGGCCCAGACCUCAAACUGUUACUGAGGUCAGAUCGUUUUUGGGGAUGACGGUCUACUAUCGUCCGUUUGUGAAAAACUAUAGUACUAUAGCUUCCCCAUUGACAGAUCUUACUCGACUUGACACCCCUUGGGAGUGGACUGAAGAGUGUGAGGCAAGCUUCAAGCAAUUGAAGUAUGCUCUAACACACUAUGAAGUUCUCAAACUUCCCGAUCCUGACAAGCCGUUUGUCGUGAUAACAGACGCCAACCAAUAUGGCAUUGGCGCUGUCCUUGCACAACAGGAGGGGCCAAAGUUGAGACCGAUCGAGUAUAUGAGUAAGAAGAUGCCUUCCAAGAAGCUAGCUGCGUCCACUUAUGAAAGAGAGCUCUACGCCCUAUAUAGAGCGCUAGUUCAUUGGCGACAUUACCUCCUAGGGAUAUUUUUCUAUGUGAGGUCUGACCAUGAGACUCUGCGCUGGAUUAAGACGCAACCCGUGUUGUCUGACGCACUCAAGGGAUGUAUUCAAGUGAUAGAUAUGUAUGACUAUCAACUUGAUCCUAUCAAAGGUCCAUAUAACAAAGUGGCAGAUGCGCUGUCAAGAAGGGCAGACUAUCUAGGCGCACUAGUAACUGAAUUCGGCAUAUCUAAUGAUCUUACUCGAUCGCUGGUGGAAGCCUAUCAGGGAGAUACAGUUAUGUCAGAGAUCAUUCGUAAAUUCCAAGCAAAGGACAAGAAGAUUUUGGACGAAUUUACCAUGGUAGAUGGCUUGCUGUUCCUUGAAAAGGCAGGGUUUAAAAGACUAUGUGUCCCGAAUAGUGACUCUUUGCGUAGUUUAUUUUUAGGAGAAUGUCAUGAUGCUGUAGGUCAUUUCGGUUAUAAGAAGACAUCAGCAAACUUAGUACAGAAGUUUUGGUGGCCUUCUAUGAUGAAGGAUGCAAAACUGUAUGUCGAGACUUGUCAGGUUUGUCAAAGAGACAAACCCAGGACUCGGGCUCCGCUUGGGCUGAUCAAGCCCUUGCCGAUCCCUGAAGGUCCAGGUCAGAGUGUCUCUAUGGAUUUUAUGGACACUCUUGUGACCAGCAAAACCGGCAAACGACACGUAUUCGUCAUAGUAGAUCGCUUUACUAAGUAUGCCAGACUUAUCGCUAUGCCGGAGACAGCAAAGACAGAUCACGUCAUCAAACUGUUUAUGGAUAACUGGGUAAGGGAUUUCGGUCUACCUACGUCUAUCGUAAUCGACAGGGAUGUAAGAUUUACCAGCGAGCUAUGGCAGUCUACAGCUAAACAAAUGGGAACCAAACUCCAGAUGACAUCAGGGAAUCAUCCUGAGUCAAAUGGACAGGCAGAACAAAUGAAUCGAGUGGUACAGCAUUUGCUGCGGCACUACAUCAAGCCAGGUCAGGAUGACUGGGACGAGAAGUUACCUCUCGUCACCAGCUUGUAUAAUAUCGCAGUGCACAGUGCUACCAGAAUGACUCCCAACCAACUGCAUCUUGGUUGGAAGCCUAGAACUGCCUUGGACUUCUUACUGCCGGAAAGAGAAUCCACUGCAGCACCUGGCAGCAUAGAGUUUGCUGUUAAGUAUGAAUAGAUGUUGCAGCAAGCCGUAGAGCACAUUAG
This is a messenger RNA of Chara braunii, 2143 nucleotides long. The record is from the annotation of a GenBank genome assembly. NCBI's taxonomy places the organism in Eukaryota, Viridiplantae, Streptophyta, Charophyceae, Charales, Characeae.